AGGACCAAAGCGCUGAUCAUGAACCACGAAGAAGAAUGUUCUCAGCUCCGUCAAGUUCUGGAUAAAGAAGAGAUGUUUGCCCUUGCUGCUGGAAUAAAGGACAACUACCCCUAUAGCAUAGAAAUGUACAACACUUUGCUACUGACCGCCAGGGGACUGAACACUUGCUCUAAGUACGAGAUCUAUGUACCCAGGAAUUACCAGGACUCUCAUAUCAUCAUUUGGAGGUCACUGAUUGAAUGGAAGAACAUGAGCAUAUAUUGCAGAGAGGAGGAGGUUCCUCUGCUUAUCACAGUGAUGAAGGGCAGUCAUUUCUUGGAUAUAGUUAAGGAACUACCAGUCGAUAUCUUUUUCAUAUCAAGCUACCAAGUAGAUGCAGUACUUGAGACACUCCAGGAAACCAUUGGGAUACGCCCCCAGAAAUACCAGUGUUUAUGUUACGCCUAUGAAACUCGGCAAGAAAAUCCUCUGAGGUGUCCAGCAGGCAUGAAGGUCCAGAAACUGGGGAGAGCAGGCAUCCAAAGAAUGCUGGAGGUUAACAAAUACUGGAAGAACGCUUCUCUUGACCUUUUUUGCAGCUUGGGAGAAAACUUGCCAAUGGUGGGAAUUUACUUAGACCCAGAUGUUGUGGAGGAGAAGGUCAUUGAUUUGAAUGACAUCAGUUCUGCAGAAGACGAAGCAACACCAAUCGCGCAGGUAGGCACUACCCCUCACGGUACUGUGGGCUUGGUGUGGACUGAUGCUAAGUACAGGCAGUGUGGGCUGGGAAGACUCCUCGUUGAGGUGAUGGGUCGCCUCCAGAUGUCUGAGGGGUAUUUCCCUCAUGGCCUUGUGAUCUACUAUAAUGACGCUUCUGCUCAGAUGUUCAAGAAGCUGCCAGGCUGGAGGAAAACCCACUGUGCCAACAUGAUAGUUUCUGCUCAGUGAGAGGUCCUUUCGUUAGUCCAGAUCCAUUGCGAGGUUGGGUUUUGUAAUUCAGUCAUCAUUUUGACACGAGAACC
This is a messenger RNA of Macrobrachium nipponense, 1001 nucleotides long. RefSeq lists its product as uncharacterized. The transcript has 4 exons. The record is from RefSeq and is a predicted model, not a curated record. Bases 19 to 927 code for a protein of 302 amino acids. Lineage: Eukaryota; Metazoa; Arthropoda; Malacostraca; Decapoda; Palaemonidae. Gene Ontology annotation, molecular function: acyltransferase activity, transferring groups other than amino-acyl groups.